Callorhinchus milii (elephant shark) is the source of this 3035-nucleotide messenger RNA. Its product is annotated as 2-hydroxyacylsphingosine 1-beta-galactosyltransferase. The transcript has 6 exons. The record is from RefSeq and is a predicted model, not a curated record. NCBI's taxonomy places the organism in Eukaryota, Metazoa, Chordata, Chondrichthyes, Chimaeriformes, Callorhinchidae. The coding region runs from base 63 to 1658 and encodes 531 amino acids. Gene Ontology annotation, molecular function: UDP-glycosyltransferase activity.
GUAACCUGUGAGCACUUCAGAUUCAACCAGCAACGACCAACUCACCUUCCCAACCUUCAGAAAUGAAUCCAUUAUUCUUUGCCCUUCUACUCUUCACGUUGACUUUUGCCACCUUGAAAUUUUCCAUGGCUGCUAAAAUGAUGGUAAUCCCCCCAAACAUGUUUGAAAGCCAUUUGUUCAUAUUUAAAACCCUGGCAAAGGCAUUGCAUGAACAGGGGCAUGAGAUGGUUAUUGUGGUGUCAAUUGGCAGAAAAAUUGAGGAGUCACCAUACUACAGAAUUCAGCAGUACCCAGGACUAUUUACCACACAAAGUGCGGAUGACUUUCUUCAGGAGAAAAUGAGGAAUAUCUUCGCGGGGAAGUUAACUUCGCUGGAACUCUUCACCAUUUUGGACAGAUACACUGCUAACUGUGACAUCAUGGUGAGAAAUCAAGACUUGGCACAUAGGCUGAAAGAAGAACAGUUUGAUUUGUUGCUGGUUGACCCGAAUGAAAUGUGUGGCUUUGUCUACGCUCAAAUCCUGGGUGUGAAGCACAUCAUGUUCUCCACUGGACUCUGGUUUCCAGCUGAGCUUGGGGCACCUUCGUCGCUCUCUUACGUUCCAGAGUUUAACUCCCUGAUGACGGAUCGGAUGAAUCUACUGGAGCGUGCUUGGAAUGCUUUGAUUUACACUGUCAGCAGAAUAGGCACCAAAUAUGUUAUCCUUCCCAAGUAUGACGCGAUUUUGAAGAAACAUAGUAAAAACUCCAAAUCCAUGAUGGAGCUAAUCCAGGACACCAGCAUGUUUCUUCUUGGUACUGAUGUAGCUCUUGAGUUUCCGAGACCCAGUCUGCCCAACAUCGCGUUUGUGGGAGGAGUCCUCACAAAAGCUGCAAAUCCAUUGCCGGAAGAUCUGGCUACCUGGGUGGAAAGUGCCCACAGUGGUGUGGCGGUGAUAUCCUUUGGUGCUGGAGUUAAACAUCUUUCGGAUGAUUUAGCAGAAAAGCUAGCGGCAGCUUUUGCUCGCCUGCCUCAGAAAGUCCUUUGGAGAUAUUUUGGAAAAAAACCAAGGUGCUUGGGAAACAACACAAAACUGAUGGAGUGGAUACCACAGAAUGAUUUAUUAGGUCACCCAAAUGUAAAGGCAUUUUUCAGCCAUGGUGGGCUGAAUGGCAUCUUUGAAUCCAUUUAUCACGGUGUCCCAGUGGUAGGCAUUCCAUUCUUUGGUGACCACUAUGACAUUAUGACCAGAGUCCAUGCGAAAGGAAUGGGGAUUUUUCUGUCUUGGAACAGCAUGACAGAAGAGGAUAUUUACCAAGCCAUGGUCAGAGUGACCACACAUUCAAGGUACAAGAAACAGGCUUUGCAUUUAUCCAAACUGCACCGGGACCAACCGCUUCACCCUGUGAACCGCACCAUUUACUGGAUAGAGUAUGUGCUCCGACACCACGGAGCGAAUCAUCUACGUCCUGCUCUGUAUGACAUUUCCUUCUAUCAGUAUUAUCUGCUCGAUGUGCUUGCUCUGGUCACACUUGGGGUAGCUUUAACUUGUUACUGUUCUUUAAAACUGGUAAGAAAGUUAAAGAGAAACAUUUUACCACGUAAGGCUAAAAGCAGUCACAGUCGGAAUGGUUUCAAAAAUGGGAAGUUAGUAUCAACCAACAAAAAACAGAAAUAAUGUAUGGAAUUGCACACAAACUGGUAUUCAAAUUAGUAUUUUACAAGUACUGUAAAGAAAGAAACACUCUUAAUGUUCAUCUUGAACAUUCACUGAGGUUCCAAUAUCCCACAUAUUCUUCUUUCUAGUUAGUUGUUGACUAUUGCGUCCACCCAGCCCAUUGUUAGUUACAUCUCCAUGUGUUUUUGUGAACUGUAAAAGUGAGAAACACAAUAUUAUAGGAAAAACAUACUUGGAUUCCACAUGUAUUUAUAAGGCAACUGAGAAACUCUAGACAUUUUUGUUCUUCCCCCAUUUAUAUAUAGUCUUAAAAUGAAUAAUGUGCUGCUACAGAAAUUUGAUACUCAUUUUGCAAGGUAAACUCAUUCAGCCUCUAUGUAAAUCAGCACUGAUCAGCACAUGGUAGUAAUAUAUUUUGAAUCGCUUUUGCUGUUAUUACAACUAUUGACAUGAUUAUUGAUCUCAGAUUCAUUGGAGCACCAGUGCUACAGCUGAAACAGCCAUGUUAGCAAAGUUUAAAAAAAAAUGUAAACCUGUUUCUAUUACUUGAAAUGCCUGGUUAAAGAUUUGGUAGCCUUUGUCUAAAAGUAUCUAAUGUGAGUUUUUGAGCCUGAUUGUUGGAUCACUGAUGUGAAUGAAUGUAUGUAAAUAUUUUUAUAUAAAAUUUGCCUUUAGUUUCCAUUGUGUCUCUGAUCCAAUUACUGGUUCUAAAGCUGAGAAAUAUCUAUUCACCUGACAUGUAGGUGUAAUUUUUCUCUUUGAGCGAGAGGAAAUUGUACUUUUAUGUGAGAGUUAAACAAUGUAUUGUUUAACUUGGAAUUUAAGUGCCAAAAUUGCAAGAAUGACACCAACUACAGUAUUUGGAUGUGGAUAAGUUGAACAUGAAUUAUGGUUGCGUGGAAUGCUAAGAAUCAGCUCACACCUGAAUAGAAGACUUGGGCAAUGUAGUGAAAUCCAUUGUCACUAAACCAUCAUAACUCAGCAGCAAUAGACUAGGCAGGAAGAGAAAUGACUGAAACUGGGGAGGUGAAACUAAUUGUUCUCUGUCAAUGGGAAAAGUAAAGUAGGGCAGAAGUGUAGAGUUAGCCGAAUGCAGCUGUAUAGUAUUAAAGAGCACUGCAGUUUUCCUCAGAGCUCUCUGUAUCUAUGAAUUCUCAUUGUGUAUGUUGCAGAAAACAGUAAUCAGAAUGCAAAAUACCCACAAGUUGUUUUUCAAAGAUUGCCUUUAUUUGCAGAAAAAUACUCAUACUGUAGUUACAUGACAAGCAUUUCCCAAUUCACCCUUUAACACCCGUCUUCUUCUCUGUGACGUUUCUUGCAGCCAACUGUGGGCCAAAACCAAAAUAAAUGAAAAUGUGUACAUGCACGUUCCCAAAA